ACGCCGCUGGACGACAGACGUCAAUGAGCUACGGAUAAUCGUGACCAUGCGGAAGCGCGCAUCGUGGCUCCUUUUGCUCGCGUUCCUGUCACUCUUCUCUCUUGCCCUAGCCAAAACACCAACUUCCUUCUGCAAAUGCACAUGUGCUGGCAAUAGCACCAUCGUCGCCCUCGACGCGCCCGCGACCUCCCAGAAGUCAUCGCCAAACCUCCGCGAACGUGCCACCAAGAAGACGUGCAACGACUGCAAUCGCCAGUUCUGCCUGGGCUAUCCGUUCUGCCAGGGCGUGAAGGAGGACCAAGUGUUCACAACCUGCUUCCAGAGGGACUCUGCGAAGGAUCAGGCGGUCGUUUGGAUAUUCAUCCUGGCUACAAUGGGAUUGCUGAGCUAUGCGGGGGUGAGGCCUUGGAUUGAUCAGUGGGCCGAGAGAGCCCGCCAGCGCCGCUCGUACAUUCCCGUCUCAGCGGAACAGUAACGGGACAUGAUUUGAUCAGAAUCGUUUGCUUUACUACGGAGUUCUUGGAUAUCGCGCAGCAGGUGCAGACUAUGGACACGAACGUCAACAUACCCAACCAAGACAUCUACAC
This is a messenger RNA of Paraphaeosphaeria sporulosa, 587 nucleotides long. RefSeq lists its product as uncharacterized. The record is from RefSeq and is a predicted model, not a curated record. NCBI's taxonomy places the organism in Eukaryota, Fungi, Ascomycota, Dothideomycetes, Pleosporales, Didymosphaeriaceae. Bases 47 to 475 code for a protein of 142 amino acids. The transcript has 4 exons.